Molecule: messenger RNA, 1788 nt
Organism: Plasmodium knowlesi strain H
Lineage: Eukaryota; Apicomplexa; Aconoidasida; Haemosporida; Plasmodiidae
Product: conserved Plasmodium protein, unknown function
Exons: 1
Coding region: 1-1788 (595 amino acids)
Source: RefSeq, a predicted model, not a curated record
AUGGAGUCGCCAAAAGCAUCAAUGCAUGAGGCGUACAAGAGCUUCUGCUCACAGCACCCCCUGAAGAAGUUGUCCAUGCCGAAGAGCGACCUGGUGUGGUCCUACUACGACAUAAAUAGCAGAAAUGAAAACAUAGUGAUUUUUCUACAUGGGAUAUGUGGGACAGCUGGGUGUUAUUUUUACCAACUAGACGCAUUGGCAAACUUAGGGUUCCGAGUUAUAUCCUUUCAAUACCCAUGUUAUAAUUACCUAAAGGAUUGGAUAAAAAAUAUGUGUAACAUAUUAGAAUAUUUAAAUAUAAAGAAGGCACAUUUUUUUGCCUCCGAUUUGGGUGGAUACCUAAUACAAUUGUAUGCAAAAUUGUACCCGUCCAAAGUGGAGUCUUUAAUUCUGUGCAAUUCCUACAGAAGGACAGAUGACUUUGCUGCAGUUGCAGCGUUCAGAAAUGUCUACGGGAAAUUAUAUAGCUUUCUCCCGCAUGUAUUAUUAAAAAAAAUUAUAUUGGAAAAUUAUAUUUAUAUAAAUUAUGUGAAUAUAGAUUUGAAGGAAAAAAAUUCACUAGAGUUCAUGAGCAACGAAGUGGAUUUAAUACCUUCUGCAGACUUAGGGGGAAGAAUAAGUUUACAACUGUCGUCGGAAAUUAUUGACAGGAUUCAAAUCAACGAUAAGAAUAUCACCAUUCUGCAGACAUUAAAUAAUACGUAUGCAGAUAGCCUAAAUGAAGAUAUGAAAAAUGCGUACCCGUAUGCUAAACAUGCGAUAUUGAAAUCGGGGGGUUGUUUUCCUUAUCUGAGUAGGUAUGAAGAAGUCAAUAUGUACAUUUUGGUUCACCUCAGGAACAAUUGUAACGCUGUAUUUGUGAAGGAGCAAAUAAGUAGUAUGAGUUAUAUGCACCAACUGAAAAGUGAAGAAGUGGAUAUCGAGCAGUUUGCUUCUGGUAGAAAAUUUGGCAAACGGGUUGAUGGCAGUACUUACAAGACGCCUAAUGAAGGGAAGUGUAAGAUUAGUAUCAUCAACAAGUGUGGUACAAAUGGUAAUAUGCACAAGGGUACAACUUACCACAGAGAACGUGGAGAUGCUAAUGGGACUACCUUUUCGUAUAGGGAAAGCAGAAAAACGGAACAAGGCAAAAUAAAACACGGAGUACGUAACAUCACGUGGGAUGGACACCCAGAGGAACAGGAGGAUCUUUUUAAUUUGUACAAAUAUGAUAGCUAUAAUAGUUGUGAAAAUUUUAGUAGGAAGGAUACCGUGACUAGUGAGGAGACCUUUAACGUUCACGAAAAGUUGGAUGUUCAGCCCAACAGUGGUCAGCAUGAUCAUUACAGCGUCGGUGCUUAUGGGGAAGUGUACACCACAAAUGACGAUUUGCACGCGGGAGGGAUAAACUCACAGUUUGGCGAAGAGCGGCAGGAGAGAUAUACCAAGCAGAAUCAUUAUGAAGAACAAAAUGAACAUGGCGGGCAUGUGAACAAUUACACAAAUGAGGAAUUUGCAAAUCAUCCCGAUGGGGAUGUCGUGGACAUAAAUCACAAUGACGGUUAUUACAAAAAUGAUUAUGAAAACGUGAGCAGAAAUGUGACACGUGAAGACGAUGUAUAUGGUAGCCCUAAUGGUGAAUAUGUGUACACGAGCAACGAGGACAUCCAAUCAAUCGGGGGGAAUGCUCCUAACUCUCAGGAAGGCUACAACAAGGAAUCUUUAAAUUAUGCCGACAACUGUAAUGAAAAUGAUCCGCAAUAUGGCCGCGAAAAUGUUAAUAAAAAUGAUAUUUUCUGCCAUUUUUAG